Symbiodinium sp. CCMP2456 is the source of this 268-nucleotide messenger RNA. NCBI's taxonomy places the organism in Eukaryota, Dinophyceae, Suessiales, Symbiodiniaceae. The record is from the annotation of a GenBank genome assembly.
GGCUCACAUGGACACGCACCAAGAGCCGGAGAGGCUAGGUUCCUUCAAUGGCGAGCAGCGCACGCAUACGCUGCUCGUGUUCGUGUCGACAGUGCCUGAGUCGGAUGGUGGCGGCCAUCUGCAUUUCCCGCUGCUCGAAUUGCGAGUGCUUCCGAAGGCGGGUACAGCGGUGCUCUGGAACAACCUUAAGCCGAAGGGCGACGGAGACUUGAUGGAGCCUGAUCCCUGCGCCUUGCAUGAGGGUGAGCCCCCGCUGGGCGUGAAGAAG